Tarenaya hassleriana is the source of this 1618-nucleotide messenger RNA. RefSeq lists its product as uncharacterized. Bases 137 to 1492 code for a protein of 451 amino acids. The record is from RefSeq and is a predicted model, not a curated record. The transcript is spliced from 3 exons. NCBI's taxonomy places the organism in Eukaryota, Viridiplantae, Streptophyta, Magnoliopsida, Brassicales, Cleomaceae.
UCCCAAUUCCAUCAAAACAAACGAAAACAAAAAACAAAACUUUCUCUCUCUUCUCUCUCUGUCUAUAAUAAAAAGAGGGAGAUUCUGUAAUCUAAUUUGCAGUUCUGAUAUUCUAUCUUCUCGCUGUUCUCUAUUCAUGGCUCUUCUUCCUUUACCCGAUCGAACGAAACUGCAAGCUCAAACGCAAACGCAAACGCGUUUAUCAUCGGAUCCAAGUAAAAAGAAGAAGAAGAGACCGGCGAAACCACCAUCUCAGCCGCAAACGCUACCGCCGCCCCGAACGCGAACGCAAACUCAAAAGCAUAAACCGUUGUUUUCUUCACCGUCGUCAUGGAGCCAAAUAAAGUAUCUGCUGAGUUGCAAACAGAUCGAAGGGCCAAGAGUCCACGACCCAUCAAAGAUCCCUCAUCAUGGACUGUACACGUCAGCGACGUUGUCGUCGUCGUGUGGGUCAUCGUUUUGCAGGUUAAGCGACGUCGUUUAUGGAAACGCGAGGGUCGUUCACAGAUCCGAUCACUCUUCAUCGUCACCGGAGAGCAGUAAUCUUGGUCAGGAAACCAGGUUGUUGACUCGGAAGCCUGUGAGCCGUGGAUCUAAUGUGGUUAGAUCCAACGGGUGUGGUGGUUACACGUCAUCAUCCACCUCUUCGAGAACCAUGCACUUCACGAAACUCUCUGGUUGCUAUGAAUGUCGCAUGAUCGUUGACCCGAGCAGAUAUCCAAUAGCACCUAGAGUAUGUGCGUGCCCACAAUGUGGCGAGGUGUUCCCAAAGCUUGAAAGCCUCGAGCUUCAUCAAGCUGUUCGUCAUGCUGUCUCUGAACUGGGACCAGAAGAUUCGGGACGAAACAUAGUGGAUAUAAUCUUCAAGUCAAGCUGGUACCGGAAAGAGAGCCCAAUCUACAAGAUCGAACGGAUACUAAAAGUCCACAACAGUCAACGCACGAUCCAACGGUUCGAAGACUGCCGAGAUGCAGUGAAAUCCCGUGCACUCGCCUCCACCGGAAAAAACCCUCGCUCCGCCGCAGACGGAAAUGAGCUCCUCCGCUUCCACUGCACCACAGUCUCUUGUUCCCUCGGAGCUGCCGGCGGAUCCUCUCUCUGCUCCGCCGUGCCAGGAUGCCGAGUAUGCACCAUCAUCCGCCAUGGGAUCCAGGCCAAAACGCACCGUCUUGGACCCUCCGGCGAGUUUUCCGGCGAUGGAGGGAGGGAGGUGAGGGGCGUUAGGACCACAGCGAGCAGCGGUAGGGCACACGAGGCCUUGCGGUGUUUCGACCGGAGGCGGGCUAUGCUUGUUUGCCGUGUUAUCGCCGGGAGAGUAAGGCGCGUGCACUGCGACGCGCCCCCGCUGGGGUCGGGGGCAGAGGAGGAUGGCGCGUACGAUUCAGUGGCGGGUUCGACGGGGGUGUACGGGAAUCUUGAUGACUUGGUUGUGUUUAGCCCUAGGGCCAUACUUCCUUGCUUUGUGGUUAUCUACAAAGUUUUGGAGCCUUAGGGAAUUUUCAUUUUUUAUUUUAUUUUAUGUGUAAUUUGUGGUUUGUAAGUUUAGAUAAAUGUGUGAAAUAGCGGAUUGCAAUAAUAUGGAAAGAUUUACAAUAUUUAUUUAAUUAUGUGACAAAUC